Molecule: messenger RNA, 2905 nt
Organism: Menidia menidia (Atlantic silverside)
Lineage: Eukaryota; Metazoa; Chordata; Actinopteri; Atheriniformes; Atherinopsidae
Source: the annotation of a GenBank genome assembly
AUGUCCGCUCAAGGACUGUUAAGCAGUGUUUUCUCAUGCUCGCUAAGCCCUAAAAGUAUUUCCAAGCGGAGACUGAGGCAGACCAGGAGUUUAGACUCCGCGCUGACGCGACACUAUGGGACCGAAGCUGAGGAGACAUCGUAUAAGGGUGACUAUACCUGGAACAGUGCGCUGGGACACAGCGUUUGCCUCAAGCCCGUCCCUCUUCAGAGCCUCUCGGAGUUGGAGAGGGUUCGUCUCCAGGACGUUGCCUUCAGGCGGCUGCUUCAGUGCCAUGACCUGCGCUGCCACAUCACCAUCCCUAAAUACGGCCGCAAGCACAAGAAGUCUCUCCGGAGUAAGUUUGAUUCGUUGUCGAAAGAAAAGAGUAAAGACAAAGAGACCACGCCACAGGCGUUUGGCAUACCGCUGUCACAUGUCAUAUCCAACGACCGCAUACACAAGCUGCGACAUGAUCCCCCGCGGGAAGAGCACAGUAACCCCACUGAAUUGAUGCUAUCCUUCCUUCACCUGUCCUCAAGCCUCAGAAGGGCCAAUAAAGAGCUGUCCAGCAGCAACUCUUCGCUCAGCUCCACCUCUGAGACGCCUAAUGAAUCCAGUCUGCCCAGCACGCCAGACAUUGCUGCAGCAACACGCAGGAGGGGAGGAGUGUCGGUGGACUGCAUCACAGACCUUGACGAUAACCAGUCUCGGCUACUGGAGGCCCUGCAGCUCUCUCUGCCAGAGGAGGCAGCCGGAAACAGGAAGAAACGACGUGACAAAAAGCUCAGCCUCAACCCUAUUUACAGACAGGUGCCGAGGGUAGUGGAUCUCUGCUGUCAGCACCUGGAAAAACACGGCUUGCAGACAGUUGGAAUUUUUCGUGUCGGGAGUUCCAAGAAGAGAGUACGACAGCUGCGGGAGGAGUUUGAUCAGGGGCUGGAGGUGCGCAUGGACGAGGAGCACAGCGUCCAUGAUGUGGCCGCUUUGCUCAAAGAGUUCCUCAGAGACAUGCCAGACCCACUCCUGACCAGAGAGCUCUACACGGCCUUCAUCAAUACGAUCUUGCUGGACUAUUCAAGCCUACAGAGCGCCAUCCAGCUCUUGAUAUUUCUGCUUCCUCCGUGCAACAGCGACACGCUGCAGCGCCUCCUCUGCUUGUUGUCCACCGUGUCCAUGCAUGCUGACGACAGUCUGGACAGUGUGGGCAAGGAGAUUACAGGAAACAAAAUGACGUCGCUCAACUUGGCCACCAUCUUUGGUCCCAACCUUCUACACAAGCAAAAGAACUCAGACAAAGAGUUUGCCGUUCAGAGUUUUGCCCGUGCAGAGGAGAGUGCGGCCAUUAUCAGCGUGGUCCAAAGCAUGAUUGAUUCAUAUGACAUGCUAUUCAUGGUACCUGCUGACCUGCAGAAUGAGGUUCUCAUGAGUUUGCUUGAAACUGAUCCGGAUGUUGUGGAUUAUUUGCUGCGGAGGAAGGCAUCUCAGUGCACGGAGCAAAGCCUUCUCAGAGCAGAGGACUCAUUCUCACUUACUGAGCAGCGCUUGUCGAACGACUCCCUGAAAGCUUCCAGUGGAGAGGUGUCUCCUUAUGACAAUAACUCCCCUGUGCUGUCCGAUCACCUGCUGAGCAGAUACCCAGAAUUCAGCGACCCGGUCUCAGACGGGUGUUCCAAGCACGCCAGACAGUGCACACUUAGCGGAGACUCAAAAGAUCAAUCAGGCAGCACUUCUCCAACCCUCUCCACUGAUAAAGAGCCCUCAGAUGACUGUUUUUGGGAUACCUGGCAUGAACUUUUCGGGAAAGAUUUUAUUGGUCACCACAUUACUGGCUCUCUUGGAGACGCAUCCGAGUGUGACUCCUACGGAUCAUCAGAUGGGCUGAGCAGUCACCAAGGCAACAACAAGCUGCCCGUCAGACCACCACAAACAUCAUUGGGUGUUUUGGAUUGCAGGCCACACCUCCCGGUGAAUCGCAGCAGCAGUGGUCCUCAUGACCAGAGAGAGCAGAGACAGCCAGAAUCCUCAUUGCAUCAGAGCGGCCAAUCAGCAGCCAUGAGCUCAGACAACCUAGCACGAAGGACAGGACGCCCUGCAUGUCCAUUACUUACAGACAGGACGGAUAAUGUGUCUCCCCCUCAGUGCUCUGGACGUCGAAGGGAAACUUCUCUGUCUUACUCCACACCGUCCAUUUUACCUCGUCAGUCUGAUUCCCCACGACUCCCCCAGCAAAGCUCUGCCCCUCAGACUGCAGACACUACAAACGCCUCGGGGCCUCGUGAUAAAAAGGGCACUGAUCCCUCAAACUGGCAGGCAGAGAGUUGGCAUGUAUGGCAGAUGGCGUCAAAAGAAAACCCCGAAGCCGUGCCGGAAACCUUAGUGUGACGCAUCCUUCACCUAGUUUCAGAAAAAGGGGGCCAUCUGAUCUGCUGUCUGUAAUGAAUGUUUUGUGUCUCAUAAGGAAAUUUUACAACACUGAAGGUGCCAAACUGUUUUAUUUUAGUCAUGAUUUUCUAUGUUGUAUUUUUGGGCUCAUUUAAAAGAAUAUCGUGUAAAAUAAUUAAAUAUAGACAAAUGGUUUUCAAGUAACCAUCAGAAACGUAUAAUCCGACAUGAAUGUCAGAAUUAAAACUUGAAUGUUUUUUAUGGUGAAUGUAAAGACACAAUUCUUUAUUUUAUAAUAUAGCAUUAACUGUACAUUCAUCUUACGUAUAAAAACUAUUUUAAACAACUUUAUUAAAAGUGCACUAGCAAAAAUGUUACCAUCUGUUAAGUUUCAUAAUAAUUUCUUCUCAAAGAAGUUUUAACCUGGCAUUUAUGUCUUGAAAAAAAGAAUAAUUGUACCAGGUAGACUGUUACAUUUCAGCACUUAUUUUCUUCUUCAGACACUAUAACCUUUUCUGUUCAAUUCACAUUGAUAAUGCUC